Messenger RNA from Megalops cyprinoides (Indo-Pacific tarpon), 1010 nucleotides. RefSeq names its product CD99 antigen-like protein 2. Lineage: Eukaryota; Metazoa; Chordata; Actinopteri; Elopiformes; Megalopidae. The transcript is spliced from 10 exons. Gene Ontology annotation, biological process: positive regulation of neutrophil extravasation; T cell extravasation; homotypic cell-cell adhesion. The record is from RefSeq and is a predicted model, not a curated record. Bases 97 to 798 code for a protein of 233 amino acids.
GGAAAAACUUCGAAAAGUGUAGCUGAAGGCACCGAAAUCAAACACCUUGAAAAACGUUACUGUGUCUGAGCAUAUUUUCCUUCCGGACGCUCCGUCAUGGCUAAAUUCCCGACAUGGACUUUCUUGAUAAUCUGUCUGCUGGCUUUAGAAGGCCUGUCCCAGGACUUUGACCUGUCCGACGCUCUGUUCGACAACGUGCCCACCAAAGCGCCCGCAGCCACGCCCAAACCCAGACCAGCAAGACCGGGAGGAGGAGAUCUGGACCUGUCAGACUUCUUUGAUGUGAAACCCACGAGAAAACCCAUCACCACCAAAGCACCAGCCAAACCAAAGCCCAAACCCAAACCACAGCCAGCUGCAGAUGACUUUGACCUGAGUGAUGCUCUGGACCCGAAAAAUGACCUUCCUGGGAAAGACAAAGGUAACAGAGGAGGUGGCCAGUUCUCGGACAGCGACCUGCUGGACAUCGCAGAAGGUGGAGCUUACACUCCGGACAAAGGCAAAGGAGGACGUGGAGGUCCGGCAAUCCCUGCAGACAAUGCAGACUACGACACCAACGCUGAGGUUGGCACCAUUGCAGGCGUUGCCAGCGCUGUUGCAAUGGCGCUAGUGGGUGCGGUCAGCAGCUACAUCUCCUACCAGAAGAAGAAGUUCUGCUUCAGCGUACAGCAGUCUCUGAAUUCGGGCUAUGUGAAGGGGGAGAAUCCUGAGGGUGUUGUUUUUCAGGAGCCACAAGUUCAUCAAACCUUCCUGCUGCCACCAAAUGCUCAGCCUCCCAGUGGUGACAGCGUGCUGUAAGCCCGACGCAGACCCUCACAGCAGCAACCUCAGGACGUUACCUCCCCCCCCCAACCCCCUCACAAUGCCAAAAGUCCGACUGCCCUUUUCCCCCUCCGGCUGAAGGCAGGAAUAUGAACUCCGGUAAUAUGACUAUGUUCUAGCGUUAGUAAGGAUAGUGCGUGUUUACUGAGGAUGUUCUGUGAAAGCUGCAGUUUCCUCAGGCUGCUGCC